Molecule: messenger RNA, 672 nt
Organism: Aspergillus tanneri
Lineage: Eukaryota; Fungi; Ascomycota; Eurotiomycetes; Eurotiales; Aspergillaceae
Product: chromatin modification-related protein EAF6/MEAF6
Exons: 3
Coding region: 1-672 (223 amino acids)
Cellular component (GO): NuA4 histone acetyltransferase complex
Source: RefSeq, a predicted model, not a curated record
AUGAUCGAAGCUGCUCCUCCCGCCCCGAGUACAAACACAUCAGGCCCCAACGCCACGGGCCCGACAACUUCCGCGAAUGGCUCGACCACCAAUGCAGACGGGUCCAAUCGCGGACUACCGUAUUAUGAGAAAUUGCGGCGCGAACUACGCGAUACGUUACAGAAGAAGCGACUGAUGGAUAAGAGCAUGUCCCAACUCGAAGACCAAAUUUUCCGAUUCGAACAAUCCUACCUGGAAGAAACCACCGCCGGAAACAUCAUCAAAGGCUUCGACAAUUACAUCAAGGGAUCAUCCAGCGCCGGGGUCGGAGGGAGCUCAAUAUCCUUUUCCUCCGGAGUGGGGAGCACAAGACGAAAAGGCCAGGUGACGGAUGCUGAUCGUGUGUUUUCGCGCAGUUCAGCGAGUUUCAUGCGUGAUUCAACACCCUCCUCGGUACAGACGACGCCAUCGCAUGCGCCGACGCCUACGUCCGCGUAUAAUGGAUCCACCGGGAAACCGACGAACGGGGAUGGGUCUACGGCAGGGAGUGUGAAGGGGGGAUCGUCGUCGUCCUCGUCGAAGAAUAAGAAGAAAUCGAACUCGAAUUCGAAUAAGGAUAAAAAUGAAGAAGAUGACGAGGCUGGGGAUAAGCCACCGGCGAAGAGGUUGAAGAUUAGUUAUGGGAGGGAUUGA